GGAAUACCUCUUGGCAUACGUAUUGAAUCGCCAGUGGAAGGCAGGGCCGAUUGCCCACUUUAGCCUGAACGCUGGCCUCAGCGCGUCAACAGCGACACGCACGCACUCCUCUGGCACACCAGCACAUGGUACAUGAAGCAAAGCUGUAGAGGGUAAAGCUUGGCGCAGCGUAGCGGGCCAGCCAGCUCGGGGCGUGCGACGCCUGCUGGGCACGAAGUCGCCCCAGGCCCCCCUGGCCCCGGGCGCACGCUCGCGCCGGCCUCGCAGCGUCAGCACCAUCUUCGGCACUCUCAGCGCAACAGCCGCCGCAACCCCCCAACAAACCACGGCCAUGGAGCCCGAUGCCGAAGACGAGGUCCUGCGCGGCGAGCUGGACCCCGCCAAGGCCCGGCUGCGGCCCUACAUCCUAGCGCUGGAGCGGCUGCAGGCGUGGCGCAACAACGUGCCGCUGUUCUACGACACCAUGGUCCAGGACAGAUACGCCGUGCCUUGCCCGACGCUGCAGCUGCACCCGCACACACAGCCCGACGUGCGCGCGCCGCACGCGCUCACGCGCCACGCACUGCUGGUGGGCGAGAGCAACGUCACGGGGCAGACGCCGGCUGUGCUGCUUCGCGGCGUGGCGGUGCCGCACUCCUGCGCCGCCCUGGCCCGCGACCCCCGCAGCGGCUCCCGCGGCGGCUCCCUCGCCGCCGCCUCCGGCCUGUACGACGUGCAAGAGUACGACCGCCCGGAGGUGGGCGCCGCCGUGGCGCCGCUGAUGUACGACGCCGUACGAUUCUCGCACCCGCUGGGAGGCGUGGACCGGCUGCGGUACUGCCCGGCGGCGCCGCACCUGGUGGCCACCAAGUGUGACGGCGGCGGCCUGGCGUUACUGGACUUGCGGCCCUACCUGACCCACGGGCCCGGCGGCCUGGGCAGCAGCGGCAGCGGAAACGGCGGCUCGGGCUCCACGGGAGGGGCAGCGGCAGCGGCAGGGGCAGCGGGCGCAGGGCGGGAGGGCGGCGCCGGCGGCGCCGGCGGCUUCUGUCUCAGCCCGCCGGAUCUCGAGGUGUACUGGCCGAAGGAGGGCGAGGAGGAGGGCGAGGGCGAGGAGGAGGAGGAGGGCGAAGACGAGGACCCAGAUGGGCAUGGGCCGGACUGGCGGUAUCGGCUGCCGCCGCCACGGCAGGACAAGCCCUGGAGCGAGCUGCGCUGCGAGGAGCAGGUGGGCGUGGCGCUGGCUUGGGGCGGCGUCGCAGGCGGCGGCAGUAGUGGUGUGGGGCCGCUGCGGCUGUACAGCGGCGUCAAGUACGGCGCGGUUGCCGAGUACGGGAUACGGGAGGACGGGGGGCUGCAGCUGGUGUCGUUGCGAAAGGGCGUCGGGCACGAGGCCGACGCCGAUGUUGUGGAGCUGGCUUGGAGUGGCGGCGGCGGCGGCGGCGGCGGCGGCGGCGGCGGCGGCGGCGGCGGCGACGACGAAAGCGGCGCGGCGGCGGCAGGGGUGGCUGAGGCGGCAGGUGGCGGCGGCAGCGCGGCGCUGCUAGCGUCAUGUGGAACGGACGGGAGGGUUCUGCUGUGGGACUCGCGGCAGCAGAGACCGGUGCUGCACGCGCCGCGCUCGAAGGCGGACGUCAACGGCGUCGCGUUCGCGCCGCCGCCGGGCGCGGGUGCUGCUACUGGUGGUGGCGUCGGUGCCAGUGGUGGCAGUGGCGGCGGCGAUGUCGUGGGCUCCGCCCCGCUGCUGGCGGCGGGGGGAAAUGACGGCAUCAUCCGUGUGUACGACGUGCGGCAGCUCAGCAGCGGCCGCGAAGGCGGCGCCGGUGCGGCGGGAGCGGCGGCAUCCACCGCCUCGGGCGCCGGUGGGACUGGCGGAGCAGGAGCAGGCGGCGGGGCGCUGUACCGGCUGAAAGGCCACAGGUGCAAGGUGCAACAGCUGGCGUUCUGCCCGCAGCGCCGCGGCCUGCUGGCCUCCGCCGACAGCCUGGGCCGCGUGCUGCUGUGGCAGCCCGGCCGCACGCAGCCCCUGCCCGAGGGCCUGGCCUCCCGGCCCGAGCUGCUGUUCGUACACGCGGGGCACGUGCUGCCUGUUGAGGACUUCAGCUGGAGUACGGCAAUGUACGGCGUGCUGGCGAGUACGGCAUGGGUGCUGGACAAGGCGGUGGUGGCGGGCGCGGCAGAGCUGGUGGCGGAGGCGGAGGCGGGCGGGGGCGGGGAGGUGGGCGCGGGCGGGUUGCAGGGGCAAGCGCCCGGCGUGCAGGUGUGGCGGCCGGCAGAGGACGUGUUGCCGCGGCUGUGAUGCCGAGAGGCUCAGGGUGUGGUUUG
Messenger RNA from Chlamydomonas reinhardtii, 2304 nucleotides. RefSeq lists its product as uncharacterized. Lineage: Eukaryota; Viridiplantae; Chlorophyta; Chlorophyceae; Chlamydomonadales; Chlamydomonadaceae. Gene Ontology annotation, cellular component: nucleus. Bases 332 to 2278 code for a protein of 648 amino acids. Gene Ontology annotation, molecular function: histone binding. The transcript has 3 exons. Gene Ontology annotation, biological process: regulation of gene expression. The record is from RefSeq and is a predicted model, not a curated record.